GCGGGCAGCUUCCGGGUUUGUGGACGUCCCGGCGAGGACGCCGUGGGCGGAAUGAGCGCACGUAACGGCGGGGGCCCGUGCCUGGUGAGUCGGGAGUUCGAGACCAGGCUCCGGCGCCCUGGACUGACACCGCGCCAGGCUGGUCCCGGCCCGUCAUGCCGGACCCUCAGUGACAGCCCCGGGACAGGGUUCGCUGGUGUACGCCCACAAGUGCUCGAGGGGAGGUGACAGUUUACGUGCAUCUGCUGGGACGCCGGAGGCCCGGGUGCCCUGGGUGGGGGGUCACUUCUCCGCGCGUCCUCCGUGCACCCUAGGGCGCCCGGUGCUUGACCCUGCCGCCGGGUCCUUCCCCGCGUUGUUAAGGUGUCUGUGUGGUCCGUGGGAAGGAACGCCGGUUGUAUCGAAGCUGGCUUUCUCUCCAGUGAAAAAGAAAGUGAGCAUCUUCCCACCUCCCAGUUAAAACCAGAGGAUUCACAGUUUCUUCAUGGCUGCCUCACAAGCAUCACAAACUGUUGCAUCUCAUGUUCCCUUUGCCGAUUUAUGUUCAACUUUAGAACGAAUACAGAAAAGCAGAGAGCGUGCAGAAAAAAUCAGGCACUUCAGAGAAUUUUUAGAUUCUUGGAGAAAAUUUCAUGAUACUCUUCAUAAGAACAAAAAAGACGUUACAGACUCUUUUUACCCAGCAAUGAGACUUAUCCUUCCUCAGCUAGAGAGAGAGAGAAUGGCUUAUGGCAUCAAGGAGACCAUGCUUGCUAAGCUUUAUAUUGAGUUGCUUAACUUGCCAAGGGAAGGGAAAGAUGCUCUGAAACUCCUGAAUUACAGAACACCUAGCGGGGCUCGUGCAGACGCCGGGGACUUUGCGGUCAUUGCGUACUUCGUGCUGAAACCAAGGUGCUUACAGAAAGGAAGCUUAACCAUCCAGCAAGUAAAUGAACUUCUAGACUCAGUCGCUAGCAAUAAUGCUGCCAAAAGAAAAGACCUCAUAAAGAAGAGCCUCCUUCAACUCAUCACUCAGAGCUCAGCCCUUGAGCAGAAGUGGCUGAUCCGCAUGAUUGUGAAGGACUUGAAGCUUGGGGUCAGUCAGCAAACUAUAUUUAAUGUCUUCCAUAAUGAUGCUAUGGAGUUGCACAAUGUUACCACAGACCUGGAAAAAGUCUGUAGGCAGUUGCAUGAUCCCUCCGUGGGGCUUAGUGAUAUCUCGAUCACUUUAUUUUCUGCCUUUAAACCAAUGCUGGCUGCCAUAGCCGAUGUCGAGCGCGUGGAGAAGGACAUGAAACACCAGAGUUUCUACAUCGAAACCAAGCUUGAUGGCGAGCGGAUGCAGAUGCACAAAGACGGGGAGGUCUAUCAGUACUUCUCCCGGAAUGGGUAUAACUACACUGAUCAGUUUGGCGCUUCUCCUCAGGAAGGCUCUCUGACCCCGUUCAUUCAUGAGGCCUUCCCAGCGGAUGUGCAGGUCUGCAUCCUAGAUGGUGAGAUGAUGGCCUACAACCCCAACACCCAGACUUUCAUGCAGAAGGGGAGUAAGUUUGACAUUAAGAGAAUGGUCGAAGAUUCCGAUCUACAGACUUGCUACUGUGUUUUUGAUGUGUUGAUGGUCAAUAACAAAAAGCUCGGGCGUGAGACCCUGAGAAAAAGGUAUGAGAUCCUCAGUAGCACGUUCACACCCAUACAAGGUAGACUAGAAAGGGUGCAGAAAACGCAAGCUCAUACGAAGAAGGAAGUGGUCGAUGCAUUGAAUGAAGCCAUAGAUAAGAGAGAAGAGGGAAUCAUGAUUAAACAUCCUCUGUCCAUUUAUAAGCCAGACAAAAGAGGGGAAGGGUGGUUAAAAAUUAAGCCAGAGUAUGUUAAUGGACUAAUGGAUGAAUUGGACAUCUUAAUUGUGGGAGGUUAUUGGGGCAAAGGUGCACGAGGUGGCAUGAUGUCCCACUUUUUGUGUGCAGUGGCGGAGAAGCCCCCUCCUGGUGAGAAGCCAUCAGUCUUUCAUUCUCUGUGUCGCGUUGGGUCAGGGUACACCAUGAAAGAACUGUAUGACCUGGGUUUGAAACUGGCAAAACACUGGAAGCCUUUUCAUAAAAAAGCGCCACCAAGUAGCAUUUUAUGUGGGACAGAAAAGCCGGAAGUGUACAUUGAGCCCUGUAAUUCUGUCAUCGUUCAGAUCAAGGCAGCAGAGAUUGUCCCCAGUGAAAUGUACAGGGCUGGCUGCACGUUACGCUUCCCACGCAUCGAGAGGAUACGAGACGACAAAGAGUGGCAUGAGUGCAUGACUCUGGGUGACAUAGAACAGCUCCGCGGGAAAGCGGCUGGGAAGCUUGCAUCCAAACACCUUUAUGUAGGUGCAGAUGAGCAGCCUCAGGAGAAAAAGCGGAAAGCUGUCCCGAAGAAGAAGAAAGUCAUUGGGAUUAUUGACCACUCCAAAGCGCCAGACCUUUCCAACAUCAGCAAGGUUUCUAGUAUCUUUGAAGAUGUAGAGUUUUGUGUGAUGAAUGGAACGGACGGCCAUCCAAAGCUCGACCUAGAGAACAGAAUUGCAGAGCUGGGUGGGUAUAUAGUACAAAAUCCAGGCCCAGACACGUACUGUGUCAUCGCAGGCUCGGAGAACAUCAGGGUGAGAAAUAUCAUUUCUUCAGAUAAAUAUGACAUUGUCAAGCCCGCAUGGCUUUUAGAGUGUUUUGAAACUAAAAGUCAUGUGCCUUGGCAACCCCGCUUUAUGAUCCACAUGUGCCCAUCAACAAAGCAGCAUUUUGCCCUUGAAUACGAUCGCUAUGGUGACAGCUACUUUGUCGAUACAGAUUUGGACCAACUGAAAGAGGUAUUUGCAGGAAUUAAGAAACUCAGUGAACGGACUCCUGGAGACAUGGCCCUGGUGAUAGCUGACUUAGAAUACCGGUAUUCCUGGGACCAUUCUCCCCUCAGUAUGUUUCGACACCUCACUGUGUACCUGGACCUGUAUGCUACCAUUAAUGACUUGAGUUCCAGGGUCGAGGCAACAAGGCUGGCCGUGACAGCCCUCGAGCUGCGUUUUCGCGGAGCUAAAGUAGUUUCCUGCUUGGCUGAGGGGGUGUCGCACGUAAUCGUCGGGGAGGAUCAUACUCGCAUUGAGGAUUUCAAAGCUUUUAGAAGAACACUUAAGAAAAAGUUUAAAAUUCUACAAGAACGUUGGGUAACUGCAUCAAUAGACAAGUGUGAAUUGCAGGAGGAAAAUCCCUAUUUACUUUAAGCAUUAGCUUUGGCAGACUCAUUGCAGCAGGCAGUAGUGACAAAGCAGUGUGCCGCAUUGCAUGUAGGUAUCUUUAAAUCCAUGUGUCAAAAGUAGUAUAGGACAAUAGUAAUUUUAAAUUUUAAGGUUAAAAAAAAUCCAAAGGGCCCAAAGGUAAAGAAAUUUUAUUUUAUUUCUUAUUACUUUUAUAUCUUUGAUGCAAUCACAAUUUAAAGACAUAUUCGUAUAGUAGAAAUCUAGAAUUUUAACUUCAUAAAAUGCAUUCAACAUUAUUCUUACUGACCUGACCAAGAUCUUCCAUAGCCAGUUAAAGUUUUAAUGUAAAGAUUGCCUAUAAAAGAAGCAGGGUUGUUACAACUAGACCUAUAAAAUAUGUUUUUUUACUUAAAGGCAGAAAUUCCUCCUUUAAAUGUGGAAUAUGUUAAAACAGUUUUUUAAAGGUUAGGAUCAAGCACAUUGAUAAAUUGCCAAAGGUAAUUUUUAGCUGAGUAGGGAAAGUUGAGUAAGAACAGUAUACACUUGAGAUUGGAUUGUUUUGAUUUUAAAACUAUAGUUUUUAGUUAGCUAGUGUUUUAAUUUUUUUUUCAUAAACACAACAGUUAAAAAAUGUUUCAUACCAUGGGAUUUUUUUUAUAAUCAUGGAAAAUGCUAAUAAAAAUAAAAAAAAGUUUCAUGUUAAUUUGAACUCCAGAAUAAAUAGCAUUCAUAAAUUCUUUUUCUAAUGAUUCAUUGAGUCAGUGGCAAGAUAGCAUGCAUGUUGUAACUUUCAUUGGAGAAAAGAAAUUGCUUUGACUCUGUAAAACGCUUUCAUUUUUUAAAGUUGAGGUCAGUGUGUAUAGGAUGUGUUAUAUCUGGAGUUUGAAAUACAGUUAUUCAAAGUUGUGCUUUUAUGAAGACAGUGGGGUGAAGGAAUUUGGUACCUAGAUACCAUGUAUAGCUAUUUAAAAAUAAUUACACUGGUUUUGAAGUAAUAGAUGUCUAUGAUUGUUAAAUUAAUUUAAAUAAACUGUUUAAUGUAAUAUUAAA
Jaculus jaculus (lesser Egyptian jerboa) is the source of this 4246-nucleotide messenger RNA. RefSeq names its product DNA ligase 4 (gene Lig4). The coding region runs from base 485 to 3220 and encodes 911 amino acids. Gene Ontology annotation, biological process: nucleotide-excision repair, DNA gap filling; immunoglobulin V(D)J recombination; double-strand break repair via nonhomologous end joining. Lineage: Eukaryota; Metazoa; Chordata; Mammalia; Rodentia; Dipodidae. The record is from RefSeq and is a predicted model, not a curated record. Gene Ontology annotation, molecular function: DNA binding; ATP binding; DNA ligase (ATP) activity. Gene Ontology annotation, cellular component: DNA ligase IV complex; DNA-dependent protein kinase-DNA ligase 4 complex. The transcript has 2 exons.